UAUAGUCAUCACUACGAAAACGAUAAUUCCUAAACACGGUGCUUAAUCAAUAAGGAAACCCUGUAAACAAGAAUCGGCAUCUCAAAACCCUAAUUCGAAGAAAAUCCCCCCUUUAAAUUGCGAUGCAGAGGCAGAUUACUCUCUCAACAAUCUUGCUAUCACAUACUCUACUCCUUUCACUCUUCUUGAUUUCAUCAAUGGCGGCCGAUUCAUCAUCUUCCGAUGCCAAAGUCCACAUAAUUUACACCGAGAGACCCGAAGGCGUGGAGCCGGAGCAGUAUCACAUCAGAACCCUCGCCUCUGUUCUCGGAAGUGAGGAUGCUGCAAAGGAUGCUUUGAUAUAUAGUUACAAGCAUGCUGCGAGUGGUUUUUCAGCCAAGCUUACUCCUCAGCAGGUUGCUGAGCUCUCAAAACAAGCCGGUGUUCUUCAGGUUGUCCCGAGUCAGACUCUCCAGCUGCACUCUGGAACUGGGAAGCUUCAUGUUUAAAUGAUCGACUCAUAUGAUAUGGUUUGCUCAGUGGACAACCUUUGCAUCUACAGUGUGUCAAACUUGCCUAAUCUAAAUAAAUUGCAUUUUGUGUGCAUUAGUAUAUAACUACUGUAAACCAUACUACUAUAGUGUGACAUUUGUGGGAAAUAUGUCUUUUAACUAAGCAUAUAAAAUAGUGGCUGUGUUUCUUGAGAAA
Salvia hispanica is the source of this 687-nucleotide messenger RNA. Its product is annotated as subtilisin-like protease SBT3.3. Lineage: Eukaryota; Viridiplantae; Streptophyta; Magnoliopsida; Lamiales; Lamiaceae. The record is from RefSeq and is a predicted model, not a curated record.